AUGAAGUUAAUAAUUUUCACAACAAUUUGUGUAAAAUUAAAGAAUAAUUAUAAACUUUAGCAUAGAGAUUAUUAUUUAUAUAAAAUUUUUAAAAAAAAGGCAGAAAAAGUCAAAAUUCUUAUAUUAGGUGUAGGUGCUGUAGGCAAGUCAUCCUUUUUAAAUCGUUAUGUUGAUGAAAAGUUUUCUGAAAAUAUAUAGGCUACAUUAGGAGUAGAGUAUAGAUCGGAAAAUAUUAAUAUAAGGACAAUUAAGUCACUGUUUAAGUUUGGGAUACAGCAGGUAAACUAAGAUUUUAAAUUACUUAGGUUAUGAAAGAUUUAGAGUUAUUACUCCUAUAUUUUAUAGAAAUCAUAAGGAGUGUCUUUAGUUUAUAGUGUUGUUGA
Messenger RNA from Paramecium sonneborni, 383 nucleotides. The record is from the annotation of a GenBank genome assembly. NCBI's taxonomy places the organism in Eukaryota, Ciliophora, Oligohymenophorea, Peniculida, Parameciidae.